UUCAAGCACUUGAAGCUGAAUUCCAUGGCCUCCAUCUCCUCCAUUGCUAAAAGCCAAAGGCUCGAAGGAAAAGUAGCCAUCAUAACAGGGGGCGCUAGUGGAAUUGGUGAAGCUGCGACAAGACUUUUCAUCAAACAUGGUGCAAAAGUAGUGAUUGCGGACGUCCAAGACGAUCUUGGCCAAUCCAUCAUUGAAGAAAUAGGCGAAAAUGGAGUUGCUUCCUACACACACUGCGAUGUGAAAGUUGAAAAAGAUGUCGAAAAUGCAGUGAACAUGGCAGUUUCCAACUACGGCAAACUUGACAUUAUGUUCAGUAAUGCUGGAAUUCCAGGGAAAUUAGUUUCCACCAUCCUGAAAUCCGACUACGAGGAUUUCAAAAGCGUAUUCGACGUGAACGUCUUCGGGGCAUUAAUGUGUGCCAAACACGCGGCUCGUGUGAUGAUUCCAGCCAAAAAAGGCAGCAUAAUUUUCACUUCUAGCGUCGCCUCGGUCACCUAUGGCGAUGUGUCGCACACGUAUUCGGCAUCGAAGCACGCGAUAGUGGGGCUAGCCAAGAAUUUGGGUGUUGAAUUGGGACAACAUGGAAUUAGAGUGAAUUGUGUUUCACCAUUUGGUGUGGGAACUCCUACGUUGAGGAGUUGUCUAGGAAUUAAGGAGAAGGAAAAGGUUGAGGAAUUUGUGUCUGAAAUUGCAAACCUUAAAGGGACAAUCUUGGAGGCUGAGGAUGUUGCAGAAGCAGCAUUGUACCUUGCUAGUGAUGAAUCCAAAUAUAUAAGUGGGAUGAAUCUUGUGAUUGAUGGUGGAUAUAGUACUACUAAUAUUGCUCUCAAAGAAGGCAUUAUGAGGUUGCGUUCUUGAAUGAAUAAAAUUUCGUUUAGACCAAAAGUUUGGGACUUUUAGUCUUUACACAUCUUGUUUGGAUGGUUUUUAGUUGUUACUUGUUCCCCAUUGUAUUGUAUUGUCACUUUAGGUGGUUGUUACUUGUUAAUGCCACUUGUGGCCUUCAGUUAUAUAUUAAGCGUAUUAAUUUUGCACUG
Molecule: messenger RNA, 1037 nt
Organism: Lycium barbarum (goji berry)
Lineage: Eukaryota; Viridiplantae; Streptophyta; Magnoliopsida; Solanales; Solanaceae
Product: short chain aldehyde dehydrogenase 1-like
Exons: 2
Coding region: 25-858 (277 amino acids)
Molecular function (GO): oxidoreductase activity, acting on the CH-OH group of donors, NAD or NADP as acceptor
Source: RefSeq, a predicted model, not a curated record